Echinococcus granulosus is the source of this 246-nucleotide messenger RNA. RefSeq names its product Reactive oxygen species modulator. Gene Ontology annotation, biological process: protein import into mitochondrial matrix; protein insertion into mitochondrial inner membrane. The transcript has 2 exons. Gene Ontology annotation, cellular component: TIM23 mitochondrial import inner membrane translocase complex. NCBI's taxonomy places the organism in Eukaryota, Metazoa, Platyhelminthes, Cestoda, Cyclophyllidea, Taeniidae. The record is from RefSeq and is a predicted model, not a curated record. Bases 1 to 246 code for a protein of 81 amino acids.
AUGCCCAUCCCCAGCGGUGGUGCUUUCGGACAACCUGGUCAACCAUCCUGUUUUCAACGCAUAAAAAUGGGAUUUUUAAUGGGCUUUUGUGUUGGAAUGGCUACUGGAGCCAUAUUCGGUGGUUUUAGUUGUCUACGAUAUGGUUUUCGGGGUCGUGAACUCAUUCAAACCGUCGGAAAAGGCAUGAUUCAAGGAGGUGGAACCUUUGGCAUGUUUAUGGCAAUCGGAACGGCUAUCAGAUGCUAA